This is a messenger RNA of Chiloscyllium plagiosum (whitespotted bambooshark), 1373 nucleotides long. RefSeq lists its product as uncharacterized. Lineage: Eukaryota; Metazoa; Chordata; Chondrichthyes; Orectolobiformes; Hemiscylliidae. The record is from RefSeq and is a predicted model, not a curated record.
AUGUCAACAGUGAAGCAGCGAGAAGAAGUUGAAGAAAUGCAACAACUACAGCGAAUGAGGCUUCUCCAGGAAGAACAAGCACGAUUGAGACAAAUUCAAAAUGAGCAAGAACACCUGGCAGCUGCAGAGAAAGAAUUCCUCAGACAACGGAAUGAAAAGUUGGCUGAAGAACUAGGCGUGGGUGGAGCUGUUUCUGCAGAACAAACUGCAGAAGAACAAAGAUUGGCACGGGAAGAAGAAGAAUUUCUUGAAAUGGAGAAGAUGGUUGCUUCAGAAUUUGAAAAAGAGUUCUUGAAACGGGAAGAGCAACGUUUGGUUCGAAACUUGAAAAUUGAAGAAGAAGCUGCAAAAGCAAGAGAGGCACCAUGUCAACCAGCAGCCGCAGAAGCAGCAGCAGCAACACCACCACCACCACCACCACCACCUCCUCCUCCAGAACCUGAGGGAGCAGAGGGCGGUGAGCCACCUGAAGGAGCAGAGGGAGGUGCCCCAGCGGCCCCAGCAUCUCCACCUGCACCAGCCGCACCAGCCUCAGGAGCCCGACCAAAGACCAGGGCGCAAACAUGUUCAAGGCUUCGUACACCUUUACCAUCAUUGAGGGCAGUUCAGGAGGUCUUGGAGUCCUUUCAGACCGAAACCUCCCCUUGUCCAAUGAGGCGUGCAGGUUUUAUGCCAAGAUACCGACCGGCUCCAACCCACACCCAGAUGGGACCUCUUCGAAGGAGCUAUCAGCCCAUGUCUUCAACAUCACAGACAUGCCCAAUGAGUGGUGGGCAGGCUCCUCCAUCAAAGUUUCACCCACCUUCAUUAUCACAGACAUGCCCAAUGAGUGGUGGGCAGGCUCCUCCAUCAAGGCUACGCCCACCUUCUAUGAAUAUGGGCCAAUCAAUGCUCAAUGAGAGCAUGAUAAGACCAAGAGGGAGAGGUGCCAUGGGGCAACCUGAUUUUAUGCAGCCACAGUUUGGAAUGCCCCCAUCUGGCAGUCGUGCAGCAAGUAGGCGACCAGCUGGAUCGAAAGUUUGCAAGAUGCCUGCAAAACGAAGAACCUAAUCAUGUUCUAGAAAACAGACAAAAAAUAAGUUGAAUGGACAGCACUUAGGUAUGGUGAAUGACUCACUUACCCAUUCCGGACUCUGUCAAUUUGUGGAACACCUGUGUACAGCAUCUGCCUUGUGCAGUAAUGUUAGCGAAUGGCAGCGAUCUAAACCCCUCUGUGGAAUAUGAUUCUGUUCCAUUCGGCUUAUUGAAGGUUCUUCGGCCUAAGAAAUCUCUUGACAAACAGCAAGCAUCCAAUGUUUAUUUUGUAGAUGUCGUUGGGUAAGCAUCAAAUGCGAAGGGCUGUCACAGAUCAACGUUGAGUCAAUAAAACAAUG